Chaetomium fimeti is the source of this 546-nucleotide messenger RNA. RefSeq lists its product as uncharacterized. Bases 68 to 280 code for a protein of 70 amino acids. The record is from RefSeq and is a predicted model, not a curated record. Lineage: Eukaryota; Fungi; Ascomycota; Sordariomycetes; Sordariales; Chaetomiaceae. The transcript has a single exon.
CCUGCACCCGUCACCCAGCCAGUGAACUCGCUCAGUCUGAUCCAACCACUAACUAACCCGACAACUCAUGCAGCUCGGUUGGUGGUGCAUCUGGAGAUCGCGUCUCCUCCUGCAAGACGCGAUCUCAUCACGUCACGUCACGUCAGCCGCAGCCCCCAUUCCGUUAACUCGUCAAUGUUGUGAUGCGGGGGACUUCCAAGCAGUCUCCUGUCGGGUAGCUCUCCUUCUGGGGGGGAUGACAAACACGCAAACUUCAUCUCCCCCCUCUGAGCCCCCCUAACUAAAUGACGGUGACGAGUCCGCGCAAACACUCCCCUCAUUCAUCCACCCAGUCCGGCCCAGUCCAGCCCAGGCGGCCUCGAAGGUUCCAGUCCGGAAUUCCCCGUCACCAAACCCCCUUGUGCCCUGUCUGGCCUUGUCCGAGAUCUGAGCCUUGAAAUCUUCACCGCCGUCUCAGAGCGAGACAACCCUGGGAGGAGAAAAGAAAAAAAAAAAAAUUAAAAAAUUUCUUCCCUGCCGCCGCUCAUCCUCCGUCGCACGUGUGUG